Molecule: messenger RNA, 2640 nt
Organism: Gymnogyps californianus (California condor)
Lineage: Eukaryota; Metazoa; Chordata; Aves; Accipitriformes; Cathartidae
Gene: USP22
Product: ubiquitin specific peptidase 22
Exons: 14
Coding region: 105-1535 (476 amino acids)
Biological process (GO): protein deubiquitination
Molecular function (GO): cysteine-type deubiquitinase activity; zinc ion binding
Source: RefSeq, a predicted model, not a curated record
AGGUGGAGAACUGGAAGCAGAACCUGCGGGCGAUUUACCAGUGCUUCGUGUGGAGCGGCUCGGCCGAGACCAGGAAGCGCAAGGCAAAGUCGUGCAUUUGUCAUAUGUGUGGUGCCCACCUGAACAGACUCCACUCUUGCCUCUACUGUGUCUUCUUUGGCUGUUUUACAAAGAAACAUAUUCACGAGCACGCAAAGACAAAGCGACACAAUUUAGCCAUAGACCUUUUGUAUGGGGGUAUAUACUGCUUUAUGUGUCAAGAUUACAUAUACGACAAAGACAUGGAACAAAUUGCCAAAGAAGAACAACGAAAAGCUUGGAAAUUACAAGCCUUCACCCCAACAGUGGUUUCUCACUACCAGUGUACAAUGACAGGCAUUGGAGAGAAGUAUUCAACAUGGGAGCCAACCAAACGAGAGUUAGAAUUGCUACGACACAACCCCAAGCGGAGAAAAAUAACCACAAACUGCACCAUAGGUCUACGAGGGCUAAUCAAUCUUGGGAACACAUGUUUUAUGAACUGUAUUGUCCAGGCACUUACCCACACUCCACUGCUGCGAGAUUUCUUCCUCUCCGACAGGCACAAAUGUGAAAUGCAAAGCCCCAGCUCAUGUCUGGUCUGUGAAAUGUCUACGCUUUUUCAGGAGUUUUACUCUGGGCACCGAUCUCCUCACAUUCCAUAUAGGUUAUUGCACCUGGUAUGGACUCAUGCACGGCAUUUAGCAGGGUACGAGCAACAAGAUGCACACGAGUUCCUCAUUGCUGCAUUAGAUGUGCUACACAGACACUGCAAAGGUGAUGAUAAUGGGAAGAAGGCCAACAACCCCAACCACUGUAACUGCAUCAUAGACCAAAUCUUCACAGGCGGACUGCAGUCUGAUGUUACCUGUCAAGUCUGCCAUGGCGUUUCCACAACGAUAGACCCAUUUUGGGACAUCAGUUUGGAUUUGCCAGGCUCCUCCACCCCGUUCUGGCCACUGAGUCCAGGGAGUGAUGGCAGUGUCGUAAAUGGGGAAAGCCAUGUAUCAGGCACCACCACUCUCACAGACUGCUUGCGAAGGUUUACAAGGCCAGAACAUCUAGGAAGCAGUGCCAAAAUCAAAUGUAGUGGUUGCCAUAGCUACCAGGAAUCUACCAAACAACUCACUAUGAAGAAGUUACCCAUUGUGGCCUGUUUUCAUCUCAAACGGUUUGAACACUCAGCCAAACUGAGGCGAAAGAUCACUACGUAUGUCUCAUUUCCGCUGGAGCUGGACAUGACACCAUUCAUGGCUUCCAGUAAAGAGAGCAGAAUGAACGGGCAAUACCAGCAGCCGACGGAUAGUCUAAACAAUGAUAAUAAGUAUUCCUUGUUUGCAGUAGUUAAUCACCAGGGAACCUUGGAGAGUGGGCACUAUACCAGCUUCAUCCGGCAGCACAAGGACCAGUGGUUCAAGUGUGAUGAUGCCAUUAUCACCAAGGCUAGCAUUAAGGAUGUGCUAGACAGCGAAGGAUAUUUGCUGUUCUAUCACAAGCAGUUCCUGGAGUAUGAAUAGCCUUAUCCAGCAGCUUGUCAGAUAUAAACAAGGAAGAAAAUAAGCAAGCCUUCUGAAUCGACACACAAACCUACCUGAAAUGAAAAGACCCAUUAAAAAACAACUAGCACUGAGCUGUAACAGGACCUACUUGACACUGACUCAAAGCCUGGCGGAGUAAGAAAUGAACAAUGUCCAACGUGUAUGCAGUCCCGCAAGGACAGAAAGGGGGAAAAAAAGAGGCUACAGUCAGUCACUUAACAGAGGAAAUAUAAAAUGAAAGGAAUGCUCUGGGUGGGGGAAAUGGGAGCAGAGGAGUCCAGGCACUGGUACAUCUCCUAUGUUCCUCCAAAAUGUGUGUGGGAAGGCAAGGGGUUAUACCCUCAUCUCCAUAAAGCAUCUUCUCCAUUUGGUGCUUCAGCUCCAACGACCAAUCAUAUAACAGGUAAAAUUAAAAAUCCAAGCCCAUUUUUUAUGCAUAUGGGUCUGAAAGCAGAGUGGAGGAGGAGGGGAUGACACAACUAAAGGACUUUGCAAGUAUCUUUUUAUUUGUGAAUUUUAGUUAUUAAAUAAAUACAGUAUGAAACUAUUAGGCUCUUUUUUUUCAACAACCAUAAAAGAAAUCCUGGAUUGUGGAACUGAAGCUACAGUACUAAGACAGGUUUUCGAGCAUGCCUGCUUGCCCAGGUAAUGUUUAAUGCCAUCGGACUGCUCAUCAAAAGCAUCAGCACAGAUUCUUUUCUGUUUGAGCCCUUUUUGUUUUGUUUUCUAUAAAUAGCUAUUUUCUUAAUUUUUUUCCUUUUAUUCCCUUUUUUCACGAGAAUGAAAUUCAUAAAUGCAACCAUCAGUAAAAAUGAAUGAAUUGGCGUGUUUAUACUGUAAGAGUGGUCUUGGUUCUUUUUUUAAAUCUUGUGAAUAAGUUUGAAUUUCUCAAAAUUGCUUGUUCUGUUGUUGCUGGUUUUGGUUUGUUUUUUCCCCUGCUGCCUUCCAAAGGCAUAUAUAUGACACUUGAAAGAACCUCAGUAUUGAAAAAUGUACCAUCUGUUAGAAACGGUUGCUGCUGGGGGCAGCAUCGAGCGAUAGAUCUGCUGCUAUUGAGCACUUCUGCAGUGCACUCGGGUUUUAA